AGAAUCGCGAGUUGAGUCAUCGGCCUGCCGUUCAGUUGGACGCCAGAAACGGAAGUUGAGAUGCGGCGCCCCCUGAAAUCUCGGGAGCGAAAAUUUAACGGGCAGCGGUUUGGUGAGGAACAGAUUGUUGUUGGAUUGUGGCGAACUAAUCUAUUUUUUGUUUGUGUCUGAAAGCCUGGAGUGCAACCGGUUUUAAAGGAAUCUGGACAUUCGGGAGGCAGCGCUUGGAGACAGACUCAAAAAAGGGACAAUUUCUGGACUUGCUUAGAUUUAAAUGAAGGAGGAGACGUGACAGGCUGAUCCCAUAUAUAAAAAAAAAAAAACAUGGAGAACAAGGCCGUGGACAUUAAAGAAGAGGACUGUGAAUGGGGACCCACCCACCAUCACCAAGCAAGUUUAUGCAUUAAGGAGGAGGAGAACUGUGAAUGGGGAUCUCUAGGCAUUAAAGAGGAGAUCGUCUGUCCUGAUGUACAGAAACAUGAAGGCACAGAUGAUGUCAAAGAAGAUAAGUUUAUGUUGGAUUCUGGGUGUCAUAGUGUAGCUAUGUCACCGAGUAGACCCUGGUCUAUUGAGCAGCAUGCUGACAGUGUGAAGUCUGAGUUAGCGAUACCUGACAUCAAGAGCAUUAAGGACAUGUCACCAAGGAGAGCACUGAAGGAUCAUCUCUCAUCUGCAAGUCAUUCUGAGGAAAAUUUCCAGGACAGUGGCAAUUUCUCCCCAUCUUCAUUUGUUCAGACAUCCCAGCAGAACAGAGUACAACAUACAGCGCAUGAUAAAAAAGUGCAGAAAUGUACAUCUGAAUUGGAGAGUGUGUUACCAGCUUCUUUGGAAUCAAAUUCUGAAACGUCUGUGAAAAAAACCAGGACAGGUGCCAUCAACAAGCAACAGGCACAAAAAACAAGUACCUGCCAGGAGCGUAGAAAAGGGUGGAAACAUAAAUCUAACUGUAAAAGUCAACAGUGGAGUUCUACAAACCAAAAGCCCUACUGCUGUUCUGAAUGUGGAAAGCUAUUCUCCAACAAGAGCAAUCUUAAUGUACACUUAAGAACUCACACAGGUGAGAAGCCCUAUUGCUGUCCUGAAUGUGGUAAACAAUUCUCCCAUAGUAGUGGGCUAAAGAUUCAUUCUAAAAUUCAUGCUGGAGAGAGUCCAUAUUGCUGUUCGGAAUGUGGUAAGCUAUUUUCCAACAAGAGCCAUUUUCAGAGACACACGAGAAUUCACACUGGAGAGAAACCAUAUAGUUGUCCUGAAUGUGGCCGACAAUUCUCUUGCAGUGGCCUUCUUCAGACCCACAGAAGAAUCCACACAGGGGAGAAACCAUAUAGCUGUCCUGAAUGUGGUAAAAAAUUUUCACGCAUAUGUCAUCUUAAGACACACUCAAGAAUUCACACUGGAGAGAAACCCUAUUGCUGCUCUGAGUGUGGCAAACAAUUUUCCAAUGGUAGCCAUCUUCAGACUCACACCAGAAUUCAUACUGGAGAGAAACCAUACAGUUGUUCUGAAUGUGGAAAGUUGUUUUCACAAAUAAGCCAUCUUAAGACACACACAAGAAUUCACACUGGGGAGAAGCCAUACGGCUGUUCUGAAUGUGGUAAACAAUUCUCACAAGUAAGUCAACUGAAGACCCACGCUAGAAUUCACACUGGAGAAAAGCCAUAUGGCUGUCCUGAAUGUGGCAAACGAUUCUCUGAUGGUAGCCGUCUUCAGACCCACACAAGAAUUCAUACAGGAGAGAAACCAUACAGUUGUUCUCAGUGUGGGAAGCGAUUCUCACAAAUAGGCCAUCUUCAGACUCACAGAAGGAUUCACACUGGGGAGAAACCCCACUGCUGUUCUGAAUGUGGCAAAGGAUUCUCUGUCUUGAGCAGACUUCAGAAACACACAUUAGUCCACACAGAAGAAAAAUGUGGAACAAAACAACGUCAAUAUGCAGCACCAACAGGAGCAGACACAUCUCCUCCUCAAAAGAAGUCAGCAAUGGCGGAGCUUUUUGGCGAGACCUUUGCACAGAAGGACAUGGUCAGCAAGGCUUUUGCUGACACCAUCAAAGAGGAGGUGAUUUCUAGCUAUAAAAUGGCGGAGAUGCAUCAUGAGCCAAUGGAGAAGCAGUGUAAAUAUGAACGUGCAAUCUCAACAGACAAUAUUAAAAAUGAGGAGGAAGAGAAAUCCGCACUGCAAAGGAACCUCCUUAUCAUGGAUAUAAUGAAGACAAAUAUUGUGAGUAUUAAAGAGGAGGACUGUGAAGAGGAAAGUGUCAUUUUUAUUGAAGACCCUGAGCAGAUAUCUAACUGCAUUGAUGCACAAAAAAAUAAGACUGUAAACUGUGUCAAGGAAGAAGACCUUAAAUCAGAGCCAGUCUUUCCAUAUGAAGAGGUAGCAGAGGUCAACAUAAGCUCACUUCAGGACCAUUUUGUCCAUGUAAAGUUGGAAUCACUCGCGUCUGAUAUGAGGAGAUCUGAAAAAGCAUCAUUUUCAAGUCACUUUAGAGAAGAUUUGCAAAAGAACAGAAGCUUUGUGCCCUCUUCAUUUGCUCAUGCCUCUUUUCAUUACAUACCACAACAGAAGCACCAUGUUGAAAACAUAAAGAAAAUGCCAUCUGCAUCAGAUAGUUUGAUUCUGUCUUCACUGCAGAGUAGCUCUCUGGCUGUUUUGAAAUCAACAGUAAUAGAAGCCAAUAAUGCACAACGAGCACAAGAUAUGAAUCCAAUGUCUUUUGGCAAUAAACAUGGAGAAAGUUUUAAAAGCAAAUCCAAACCUAACAAUAACCACAGGAGGAAGAAGCCACACUCCUGUUCUGAAUGUGGCAAAUGGUUCACAUUUAAAAGCCAUCUUAAAGUGCACACAGGAUUUCACACUGGAGAAAAGCCAUAUUGCUGUUCUGAAUGUGAAAAAACAUUCUCUACCAAAAGCAGUCUUCAAAAACACACAAGAAUUCACACUGGAGAGAAGCCUCACUGCUGUUCUGAAUGUGGCAAACGAUUUUCACUUAAACGGCAUCUUCAGAGACAUGUAAGAAUUCACACUGGGGAGAAACCCUAUUCUUGCUCUGAAUGUGGGAAACGAUUCUCACGCAGUAGCAAUCUUCAGAACCAUACAAGGAUUCACACGGGAGAGAAACCAUAUUGCUGUUCUGACUGUGGCAAACAAUUUUCUUUUAGGAGCAGUUUCCAAAAACAUGCUAGUAUUCACACUGGUGAGAAGCCGUAUUGUUGUUCUGAAUGUGGAAAACAAUUCUCCCGUAAUGGCAAUCUUCAGACACACUUAAGACUUCAUACUGGAGAGAAACCAUACUCCUGUUCUGACUGUGGCAAACAAUUCUCCUUCAGGAGCAGUUUUCAGAAACACACAAGUAUUCACAUUGGAGAAAAACCACACUGUUGUUCUGAAUGUGAAAAACGAUUCACAGACAGAAGCAGUCUUCAGACCCACAGAAGGAUCCACACUGGAGAGAAACCAUACUCUUGUUCUGAAUGUGACAAGCAAUUUUCUGACAGUAGCCAUCUUCAAACUCACAUACGAAUUCACACUGGAGAGAAACCGUAUUUCUGCUCUGAAUGUGGAAAAACUUUCUCACGCAGUAACAGUCUUCAGGAACACAAAAAAAUUCACACUGGUGAAAAACAGUAUGGAAUGGAGAUGCACCAGGCUGUCCAGGAGCACUUUAAGAAGGAAGUUAAAUGUGAAAAAGAGGACGCCUCAGAGGGUAAGAUUAAAGAAAAGGAAUGGGAGAAUACAACAGCCCUGCUUUUCAUGGAUACCAUAGAGAAAAGAAUCCUGAACAUCAAAAAAGAGGAUGAGAAAUGGGAAUGUUUCAGCCUUAAAGAAGAGAUUGAGCACAAGUAUGACACCACUGAAAUGUAUCAACAUGACUUUCCAGGCAGUGUCAAGAAAGAAGACUUUAAAUUGGAGCCUUUCUCUCCAGAUGGGUUAGGCUACACUCCAAGUGGACCCUGCUUCUUCCAGGAUCAUUUUCUCCAUGUGAAAUCGGAACAAUUGGAGUCUGACAUGAAGAGCACUGAAGAAGAUGUACAAAAGAGGAGCAUCAUCUCCCCAUCUUCUUUUGCUCACAUGCCAGAAGAGAUACUGCCUGAUGGAAAUAUGAAAGAAUCAAUAUCUGGAUCAGAAAGUUUGAUCCUGGCCUCUUCGCAGAGCACUCCACUAAUGAUCGUGGGUCCAACAAAGAUUGACACCAUCAACGCUGAUCAGGUGCUUCAUGCAAGAUUGACAAAACUGCAGGUCUGUCAGAAGAAGAAGAAAAGCUUGAAAGGCAAAUCUAAUCAUAAAGAUCAUCAGGACAGUUCAGAUAUUAAAGGCAAAUCAACUCCCAAAUAUCGUCAGGGGAGUUCUAAUAGACCAAGGCCAUACUGCUGCACUGAAUGUGGUAGUCGUUUCACUGAGAGGAAGAAUCUUUUGCAACAUAGAAAAACUCAUACCGGAGAGAAGCCACAUUGCUGUUCUGUAUGUGGCCAACGAUUCUCUCGCAAGAGAAAUCUCCAAAGACACACACGGAUUCACACCGGGGAGCGGCCAUACUGCUGUUCCGAAUGUGGUAAACAGUUCAUCGACCGACACAGCCUUCAGAGCCACACUAGAAUUCACACAGGAGAAAAGCCAUAUUGCUGUUCUGAAUGCGGCAGACGAUUCACCGUCAAGAGUACUCUUCGGAGACACAGAAGGACUCACAGCGGUGAGAAGCCAUACUGCUGCUCCGAAUGUGGCAAACGAUUUACUAACAAGAGCUCUCUUCAUAUACAUAACAGACAUCAUAAUGGAGACAGGCCAUACUUCUGUGCAGAAUGUGGCAAAUGUUACACUAACAACAGCGAACUUAAGGUACACACAAGAGUUCAUAUUGUACAAAAGUCUACGUCCAAAACCAUAGCAAAGGUGCCUGAUUCUAUCACUGGAGAAUUGGUAAAAAAGACAAGCUGUCCGUACCAGAGAGAUGCUGCUGACCACACUGCAGACAGAAUAAAAUAAGGAGACUGUAGCCAUUUAGGACACAUUGAUCCCAACAGCUCAAUAAAAGGGUAGAAGGCACCACCCGAGGAAAGUACAGAGAUUUAGAAAGUUAAGGACUGUUUUCUGGAUGCAUUGGAGAUGAACACGUCUCUCUGGUGCUGGAGACCCCAUGUCUGAAGUGAUCCAAGAUAUAAAAAUAUAAGGCCAAAACGUGAAGACACAAAGGCUGCAGGAGGGUACCACCAAACUCACCACUGAAAGAAUAGGCAAGAAAACCUAAGUAGAACCUUACAGGCAAGUUUAAUUUAGUGCUAGUAAUAAAAAAAAGUGAGAUAAUUUAAAAGAUAUUUAUUUUAAAAUGAUUGUGGAAUAAGAGACCUUCCAAUUUUCUGAUAAUUUUGAGCCUAAAAUAUACAGUUUAUUGGCACCCUGAUAACGAUUAGUGCAAUGGGUUGCACAUAAAAUCAUAUUUUGGUGAAUUACCUUCAUCUCCCACUUGAAAAAAAUUGGAAAAAUCUAACCUUUAUCCAUCUCACUAUAUCCUGCUGGAUAUAUGGUCUGCUGGAGCCAAUCCCAGCCAACACAGGGCGCAAGGCAGGAAACAAGCAGGGUGCCAGCCCACCACAGGGC
Molecule: messenger RNA, 5592 nt
Organism: Polypterus senegalus (gray bichir)
Lineage: Eukaryota; Metazoa; Chordata; Cladistia; Polypteriformes; Polypteridae
Product: zinc finger protein 729-like
Exons: 9
Coding region: 325-4980 (1551 amino acids)
Source: RefSeq, a predicted model, not a curated record